Messenger RNA from Paramuricea clavata, 309 nucleotides. The record is from the annotation of a GenBank genome assembly. Lineage: Eukaryota; Metazoa; Cnidaria; Anthozoa; Malacalcyonacea; Plexauridae.
GCGUUCUUAAACCCAUUGCAGGGUAUCUUAAACUAUUUUGUGUAUCGCCAUUCAUUUAAAGUAUCAUCGAAUGACACAAGACCUAGUCAAGGAGGUCUUCCACGUGUGCGACACAAAAUGUACGGUGCUCUGGAAGACUGUCUGGGAGAAGGGGAAACGAAACUGACCAGACAUUCAAUACAAAAGUUUGGAGAUUCUACUUCGUCAGGACAAGAUGAGGCAACCAAUUCUCUACUAAAUUCAGGGAGAACUUUAAAUCCGUCUAAAGAACCAAAAAAUAAAUACGCUGCUCGAUUGUUGGGAGAAUGA